Gossypium raimondii (Peruvian cotton) is the source of this 3550-nucleotide messenger RNA. Its product is annotated as replication factor C subunit 1. The record is from RefSeq and is a predicted model, not a curated record. Bases 264 to 3242 code for a protein of 992 amino acids. Gene Ontology annotation, cellular component: DNA replication factor C complex; nucleus. Lineage: Eukaryota; Viridiplantae; Streptophyta; Magnoliopsida; Malvales; Malvaceae. Gene Ontology annotation, biological process: DNA replication; DNA repair. The transcript has 22 exons. Gene Ontology annotation, molecular function: ATP hydrolysis activity; DNA binding; ATP binding.
UAAAAAUGGAAGUAGAGAAUAAAUAAAAAGAAAAAAAGAGUCCUUUCACUUUCCAGUUUAAACUUUCAAGGAAACCCUACACUGGAAACUAAAGUCCCUGCUUUGUUUGGGCAACCCUUUGAUAAGUUUGCUGUUUUUGAAGUUUCAUCUGACAAAAUUACGAGUGCAUUGUUUGGUUAAACCUACAUCGGGUGAAAUUUCUCUUGCAGAUUGUUUUGAGAAAGUGAAAUCCCGAAGAAAUUGGGUUUGUUUAAGCACCGGAUAUGUCGGAUAUUAGGAAGUGGUUUAUGAAAGCACAUGAUAAAGGCAAAGGCAAAGGCAAUGGCACUGCUUCAAAGCCGGCAAAUGCAGCAGAAACCAAAACAGAUUCUGUACCUGGAGGCCAAGAAAAUUCUGGCAGAAGGAAAACUAGUAAGUAUUUUCCUGCAGAAAAGCAAAAGCCAAAAGAUGAACAAGAAAAUGAGGAACUUCCAGUCAAGAGAAAAGUUCAAAAUGAAAGUAGUGAAAAAGCCCCACCUUCAAAGAAACCAAGCAAAGUCGAUGUUGAUGAUGACUUUGUUCUGCCCAAAUCUAAGAACUCUGUUGAUGUCACUCCUAGUAAGAAACUGAAGAGUGGUUCAGGCAAGGGUGUUGCACAAAAAGCUGUAGAUAUUGAUGAAAGUGAUGAAGAUGAUGUUAAAGAUUUGAAGUCUCCUGUAAAGCCAGGUGGAAAGGUUCGUGGUGGCAGGGGUGCAUCAAAAGGCCCAGCUGGCGGAAGAGGCAGAGGUGGUGAUAUUGACGAAAGUGAUGAAGAGGAUAUUAAAGAUUUGGAGUCUCCUGUGAAGUCUGGUGGAAGGGCUCGUGGUGGUAGGGGUGCAUCAACAGGAUCAGCUAGUGGAAGAGGCAGAGGUGGUGGACGGGGUGGAUUUAUGAAUUUUGGAGAAAGGAAAGACCCUCCACAUAAAGGAGAGAAGGAAGUCCCUGAAGGUGCCCCUGAUUGCUUAACUGGUCUAACUUUUGUAAUUAGUGGAACACUUGACAGUUUAGAAAGGGAAGAAGCAGAGGACUUAAUCAAACGAUAUGGUGGUCGUGUUACUGGAUCUGUCAGCAAAAAAACGAAUUAUCUUUUGUGUGAUGAAGAUAUUGGAGGUCGAAAGUCCUCUAAAGCCAAAGAGCUUGGCACUAAAUUUCUUACUGAGGAUGGAUUGUUUGACAUGAUCCGUGCUUCAAAUCAUGGAAAAGCUCCUUUGAAAGGACAGUCAAACAAAUCUGCAGUCACUGUUGCUCCUUCUCUACCUAAGAAGAGUCCCCAACAGACGGAAGUGAAGGCAACAUUAACCAAAAGUCCGAGUCCAAGUGUCUCAUCUGCCAAGAAAAGAGGGCAACCAGUCCAGCAUUCUUCUCUGCCAUGGACUGAAAAAUAUAGGCCAAAAGUUCCAAAUGAAAUCACUGGGAAUCAGUCACUGGUUAAACAACUCCAUGAUUGGCUGACACAAUGGAACAAGCAAUUUCUUGGUACUGGAAGCAAGGGAAAGGGCAAAAAGCAAAAUGAUUCUGGUGCUAAAAAGGCUGUUCUAUUAAGUGGAACACCUGGAAUUGGGAAAACUACAUCAGCAAAGUUGGUUAGUCAGAUGCUAGGUUUCCAGACCAUUGAGGUAAAUGCUAGUGAUAGUCGUGGAAAGGCUGACGCCAAUGUUUCUAAAGGAAUAGGUGGAAGCAAUGCAAAUUCCAUAAAGGAACUAGUUAGCAAUGAAGCCUUGGGUGUUAAUAUGGACCGUUCAAAACAUCCAAAGACUGUCCUGAUUAUGGAUGAGGUGGAUGGCAUGUCUGCUGGUGAUAGAGGUGGCAUUGCUGAUCUUAUUGCUAGCAUAAAGAUUUCCAAAAUACCAAUCAUUUGCAUCUGUAAUGACCGCUACAGUCAGAAGCUGAAGAGCCUUGUAAACUACUGUUUGCUUCUCAGUUACCGUAAACCUACAAAACAGCAGAUGGCAAAGAGAUUAAUGCAAGUUGCAAAUGCUGAAGGUCUUCAAGUUAAUGAGAUUGCUCUUGAGGAACUUGCAGAAAGAGUGAACGGAGACAUGCGCAUGGCCCUAAAUCAGUUGCAGUACAUGAGUCUGUCCAUGUCUGUUAUUAAUUACAAUGACAUAAAGCAACGCCUUCUUAGCAGUUCCAAGGAUGAAGAUAUGUCCCCCUUCACAGCUGUUGAUAAGCUGUUUGGUUUUAAUGGCGGAAAGUUGAGGAUGGACGAAAGAAUUGAUCUAAGCAUGAGCGAUCCUGAUCUAGUCCCACUUCUUGUUCAGGAAAAUUAUAUCAAUUAUAGGCCCAGUUCAAUUGGUAAAGAUGACAGUGGAAUUAAACGAAUGAACUCAAUUGCCCGAGCUGCUGAGUCUAUUGGUGAUGGUGAUAUAAUAAACGUGCAGAUUCGAAGAUAUCGACAGUGGCAGCUCUCACAAACUAGUGCCCUUUCAUCAUGUAUCAUUCCUGCUGCAUUGCUACAUGGACAAAGAGAGACGCUUGAACAGGGAGAACGCAAUUUCAAUAGAUUUGGUGGCUGGCUGGGAAAGAAUUCAACCAUGAGCAAAAAUUAUAGGCUUUUGGAGGAUCUUCAUGUUCAUUUCCUUGCUUCUCGUGAGUCUUGUUCAGGAAGAGAAACUCUUCGACUUGAAUAUCUCACAAUUCUUCUGAAAAGAUUGACCAAUCCGCUUCGAGACAUGCCUAAGGAUGAAGCUGUUAAGCAGGUUUUAGAGUGUAUGAACGCUUACUCAAUAAGCCAAGAGGAUUUCGAUACCAUCGUGGAGUUAUCUAAAUUCCAGGGCUAUCCAAAUCCAAUGGAAGGCAUUCCACCAGCUGUCAAAGCAGCACUGACAAAAGCAUACAAGGAAGGAAGCAAAACACGAAUAAUACGAGCUGCAGAUUUAGUAACUCUUCCUGGAAUGAAAAAAGCCCCAAAGAAGCGGAUUGCUGCAAUUCUAGAGCCAUCAGAUGAUGUAUUAGGGGAGGAGAAUGGUGACGAAUUGCCAGAAAAUGAUGAGAACACUUCAGACACAGAGGACUUGGAAGGUACUACCAAUGGUGAGAAGCUGCAGGCCGAACUUCAGAGUUUGAAUUCGAAAGGAAUCGAAGUACAAAUGGAGUUGAAAGGGACAGGGAAUUCAAGUGCUAAGAAGGCGCCAUCUGGUAGAGCAAAAGGUGGUGGUAGGGCUGCAUCUGCAGAAAAGAAAGGUGGGCGUGGCUCGGGAGCUGGUGCAAAAAGAAAAAGGUAAGAAGUGCGUAUAUGUUAGAGUGGACAUUUUACAAUUUUGGCAGUGUUUAUAAGCAGUGUAAGUAGUAUGUCCCCUCGAUGGCGACGACGCCACCGCCAUCGCUUCUAAAGUCUUCGAUGUUGGUAGUGUUUUGGAGAAUACUUUUCCUAUUUCUAUGGGGUUUGUUGCAAAACUGUUUGAGCCCAUUUGAGUAUGUAUGUAUGUUUGUUAUGAAUUGGUGAAUUGGGCAACACAUUCCGUUAAAACCAUCAUUAUGGAUGAAGACCCAAAUGCACUUUUUUAAGUCAAAGAUGCCCAACCUUAGUGAA